Messenger RNA from Callorhinus ursinus (northern fur seal), 1799 nucleotides. The record is from RefSeq and is a predicted model, not a curated record. NCBI's taxonomy places the organism in Eukaryota, Metazoa, Chordata, Mammalia, Carnivora, Otariidae.
UCUAAAGCACUGGAGAAGCCCAAGCUAUUAUCAAGGCUACCCAGUACUCAUUUGGGGGUCAUCCAUAAUUCAGCCCGCGGUCAUCAGGCUGUCUCCAUUUCAGCAUGAUGAUACUGCCCAAAAAAAUGAGGCCACUGCUGUUUCUGAUUUCCCAGAUGGCCAUCUUUGCUCUCUUCUUCCAUCUGUAUGGCCACGACUUCAACUCCCUGUCCACGAAGGAGGAGCCCAAGCCCAUGCAUGUGCUGGUCCUGUCUUCCUGGCGCUCUGGUUCUUCUUUUGUGGGACAGAUUUUUGGGCAGCACCCGGAUGUCUUCUACCUGAUGGAGCCCGCAUGGCACAUCUGGAUGACCUUCACACACAGCACUGCCUGGAGGCUGCAUAUGGCAGUGAGGGAUCUGAUCCGUGCCAUUUUUCUGUGUGACAUGAGUGUCUUUGAUGCCUACAUGAAACCCAGUCCUCGAAGACAGUCCAGCCUCUUCCAGUGGGACAAGAGCCGGGCCCUGUGUUCCCCACCUGCCUGCAACAUCUUCUCCCGGGAUAUGAUCAUAUCCCAGGCUCACUGCAAGCUUCUCUGCAGUCAAGAGCCCUUUGAGGUGGUAGAGAAGGCCUGUCGCUCCUACAGCCACGUGGUGCUCAAGGAGGUGCGCUUCUUCAACCUGGAGGUGCUCUACCCACUGCUGAGAGACCCUUCCCUCAAUCUGCAUAUUGUGCACCUGGUACGGGAUCCCCGGGCGGUGUUCCGUUCUCGAGAACACACCACAGGGGAACUCAUGAUUGACAGCCGCAUUGUGAUGGGGCAGCACUGGGAGAAAGUCAAGGAGGAGGAUCAGCCUUACUACGUGAUGCAGGUCAUCUGCCAAAGCCAGCUAGAGAUCUAUAAGGCUGUGCAGUCCUUGCCCAAAGCCCUGAGGCAACGCUACAUGCUUGUUCGCUAUGAGGACCUGGUCCGGGAGCCCAUUGCCCAGACUGCCCAAAUGUAUAAAUAUGUGGGACUGAAAUUCUUGCCCCACCUCCAGACCUGGGUGUACAACAUCACUCGAGGCAAGGGCAUGGGUAAUCAUGCCUUUCAGACUAAUGCCAGGAAUGCCCUCAACGUCUCCCAGGCCUGGCGCUGGACUUUGCCUUACGAAAAGGUUUCUCGACUUCAAAAAGUCUGCAAUGAUACCAUGACUUCGCUGGGCUACCACCUUGUCAGAUCUGAGCAAGAGCAGAAAAACCUGUCACUGGAUCUUCUGUUUACAUGGACUCCCUCCAACUAAGUCCACCAAGAGGGUGGAAGAAGCUCUGUCCCCAACUGGCAUCAGCCUUAGCCCCAUUAACCAAAGGCUUCAAGUCUUAAUUACAUGCACACUGGUGUACAUGUGAGCAUGAGUUGUGCCCACACAUGCUCAAGCUGAGAAACUUCCGUGUCUCUACUCAUGCCUAGACGAGAUUCAGCAGCAUAUUCCACCACUGAAAAAGGAGUAUUGUCUUUCUUCUCUUCUUGGCUUUCCUAUCCAGGUAUACCUCAAAGACUUUGUGGCCUGGGGUCCUAUUUAGCACCACGCAGUAUCAAUGGAGUAAAUCCAUAAACUUCUCUGUCCACAUCUUGCCCUGUGGGAAAGGAAGGAGACAGGAAAACCAGGGAAACGGGUCUUCCACCAAAGAACCCACAAGCACAUUCCACAGGGAUAUGAACUCUGAGACGAUGGAACUCCUGAUGGAUUCAAAAAGGGAACAGAGAACAGGAUUGGAUGCUUACGGUGAGCUUGUCCGUCACAGCUAUCAGUUAUCACAAAUACAAAAUAAGAUCUCUGCAU